Molecule: messenger RNA, 1888 nt
Organism: Prunus persica (peach)
Lineage: Eukaryota; Viridiplantae; Streptophyta; Magnoliopsida; Rosales; Rosaceae
Product: sister chromatid cohesion 1 protein 1
Exons: 21
Coding region: 1-1842 (613 amino acids)
Biological process (GO): synaptonemal complex assembly; mitotic sister chromatid cohesion; replication-born double-strand break repair via sister chromatid exchange
Cellular component (GO): synaptonemal complex; cohesin complex
Molecular function (GO): chromatin binding; protein binding
Source: RefSeq, a predicted model, not a curated record
AUGUUCUACUCGCACCAGCUGCUAGCUCGUAAAGCUCCUCUGGGCCAAAUCUGGAUGGCGGCGACAAUGCACGCCAAAAUCAACCGGAGGAAGCUCGAUAAGCUCGAUAUCAUCAAGAUCUGCGAGGAGAUUUUGAAUCCUUCAGUUCCCAUGGCUCUCAGACUCUCUGGCAUUCUCAUGGGUGGAGUCGUCAUCGUGUACGAACGAAAAGUUAAACUACUCUACGAUGACGUGACUCGUCUUCUGGUCGAAAUAAACGAAGCAUGGAAGGCGAAAUCUGUUGCCGACCCCACUGUCCUCCCCAAAGGGAAAUCUCAAGCCAGGAAAGAAGCUGUAACUCUGCCUGAGAAUGAAGACAUAGAUAUUGAAGGAAUGCUUAAUCUUUCCAACGGGGCCACCACCAUGUUCCAGCAAACCUCCUAUUUUGCUAUGCGACUUGAUAGCGUGGACGAACAGUAUGUUAACAAUGAUGCAGGGGAUCCACCUCAGCAGUUCCAUCAAGCUGAGGCCGAGAAUAUCACCUUACCUGAACGUUUUGACUCAUGUCAGGCUGAUGCAUAUUUGUACAGUCGCUUGGAGAGAUUUGACAUUGAAGGGGAUGAGGAGACACAGUUGAACUUCACGUCAGGAGAGCACACACAGAUUCACAUUCCUCCUUCGCCUCCUCGAGAUGAACAUCAAAAGGCUGAUACAACCCAAGAUGAUCAACAUCCGGAACAACAGGUCAAUCAGCCAGAGGAAUGCCAGGAAUUUAGACAGGUUCAAGAGAGACAGGGGCCUAUAAGAAGGAAAACAAGAAGAACGCAAGCCUCUGCAAUGGAUUUUGAACAAACAAUCAUUCCUGGUCAUUUAUACCAAUCUUGGCUUCAAAAUUCUUCAGACAUAGUUUCGAGAAGAGGAAGAAAACGAAAGCGGACAGAUGUAAUGGCAACUAUGAAGAUAGUUAACCUCAUGGAGCUGCCACCCAUUGUACUAAUUGGUGAUUUAUUUACAACUGGAAGUAGAGACAUAUAUUAUCCACGUCCUCUCCUCGACCUGUGGAUGAAAAGUACCCGAACUCCCCGUGCCUCCCCUUCUGAACGGAACACCCCACCCCUGACCCCAGAACCAUCGUCAUCAACACCGCCUGGAAGACAACAAUAUGAAGAUCCAGUAGGAUAUCCUUUUGAAGAUUUUCAUAGUGGAGUUGGCUCCCAGUCCUUAGAGCCUUCCAUAGAUAAGCAACGACGACAUUCUGGUAUGACAAGAGGCAACAGUGACCCAGCACAGGUAGUCCUGGAAGGACUGACAGCCAAUCUUGAGAACAAUGAUUUAGGGGGAACUGAUGCUAACCCAAUGGCAACCCCUGGAAAUUCUGAUGAUGUAAGAUCCAUCCCGAGCUCAGCAUCUGGGCAGGCAAUUCCUUCAGAAGCCAAUUCAGGAAGAUCCAACCGGAAAAGGCCUUAUUCUGCAUCCGGACAUGGCAGUGUUAGACUUGAACCUGUAUUUGAGGUGAAUCACCCUGAUGUAAAUUUCGAGUUGUCAAGGUUACAUGAACAUGGCCUGACAUCAGAGCCAGAUUUCUUUGUGGAAACUGGACCAACACAAACCCAAAAACCAAUCAACGAUCAGCCUCUUGACAAAACAACUGAUUCUAUUAGAAGGUUAUUGAAAUCACAUUUCGACACAGCGGGAGCCCCUCAAGUAGAAUCCCUGGACCACCUAACUGCUGGAAGGACUCGAAAAGAAGCAGCUGUCUUCUUUUAUAAGACUUGUGUUCUUGCUACCCACGAUGCCAUAAGAGUUGAACAAAAGGUCGCUUAUGGAGAAAUUCUUAUAUCUAGAGGACCAAAAAUGGGAUAAUUGCUUAUGUUAUUUAACAAAACAGAGAUUGAAGACCCGGUGCUUG